Molecule: messenger RNA, 4053 nt
Organism: Acanthoscelides obtectus
Lineage: Eukaryota; Metazoa; Arthropoda; Insecta; Coleoptera; Chrysomelidae
Source: the annotation of a GenBank genome assembly
UUUGGCUUGACUUAAUGAUAGAUUUCACAAGCCAACUAACUUUAUAGAGAUUAUCCUCCUUAUUUUCAUCAUCUGCACAAUUCAAGCACCUCAGAAUCUGUUCAAAUCGUCUACCUGACAUAGUAGCCGGGAAUACCGGAUGAUAAUUGAGAGGAUCCAUUGAAAACAUGUCCCUAAUAGACUUGAACUUCAACUGGCCAGCAAGGAGACACAAACCGAGAAAACUUUUCAUUUCUUUUACGGAAAUAUGUUGAAAUGUCUUGAAUCGCUCGUUUCUGGACUUAGGCCUAUUGCCCACAAAUAAUAAUUCACCAUAUUUAUUUGACUUUUGAACAAUGUAAUUAGUCACAUCAACAGUCCAAAUUUUUUCAAAAAUCUCAAUUGGAGGCUUGCCUGCUAGCUGUUCUUUCACACCAACUGAUAUGGAAUCAAAGGAAAACUCUAAACAAUCGAUUAUUUUAUCUUCCCAUUUUUGUUCAUCGUUGUCUGGAUCUAAUAGAACAUCGAUAUCAUCAGAGCCCUCGCUAUCGACAUGUCCUGAUGGCAAAUCAACUUUUGAUUUAGGUUCUUUCCGUUUACGCUUUUUUCGUGAUGUUCCAGAUAAAAUUUACAAACAAACGUAACUAAUGUGUAUGGGAAAAAUGCCCAUCAACUUACGCUCAUCAUUGUUUGGAAUAUUCUCGUAUUCUGAAUCAGUACAAGAGUCUGAGUCCUGUUGCAUAUAUUCUGGAUCAGCAAUGGAGUCAUCUGUACUAUAUGGAUCAUGUCUGCUUUCAUCUUCGCUCUCACACUCUUCAUACCAGAGCAUCCACUAUAUUUAUCGUCCAUUUUGCUGUAGCUCGAAUGCAUACAUCUGCUCUCGAUAACGAACAGACUCAUACUGCCAACACGUAUACGUAUGACUACCGAUGUCCGAAGAUGUACCUCUCCCCCUGUUAAAAAAAAUCUACUACACUUAUUAUUUGGAUAGUAGGUGUCCAGCGGGACACCAAACCUCCUAAUAUACGCAGAAUUGACGUGAUGUACAGCAAAAUGAAGUUAGAGCACUAUAUGUAGUUGACGGCAAGUGCCGUCACUGUCCCAAUAGGCACACUGACUAGUGCGGCUUAUAGCGUCAGCGCCUCAUUAGGCACACACUAGCCACAUAGAGUGUCCGCGAACGUGUUAAUAACAAUUAUUUACAUUUUACAGGGGGAAAAUGUUAUUAGGAUAUUCAGAUUCAGAACUAGCAAGUAUGGGUGGAUAUGACCUAGUUCAUUAUGAUGAUUUGGCGUACGUUGCAAGUGCUCACCAGGAAUUGCUGAAAACGGGAGCAUCAGGAAUGAUAGCGUAUAGAUUCCAAACCAAAGAGGGCCAGUGGCAAUGGUUGCAGACUAGUUCGAGAUUAGUGUACAAAAAUUCGAAACCUGACUUUGUCAUAAGCACACAUCGACCUCUUAUGGAAGAGGAGGGUCGCGACCUCCUUGGCAAGCGCACGAUGGACUUCAAGGUCAGCUACUUGGACGCGGGUCUUCCAAAUAACUACUUCUCCGAGAACGAGCUCCUUUCCAACACGACUUCCUCCGCGCACUCCAACAUUUCCUCCACGCCGACCAGGGUCAACAGGCGGUACAAGACGCAAUUGAGGGACUUCCUAUCGACGUGCAGGACGAAGCGUAAAUUAGCAACGAGCAGUGGACAGGUGACGCCUCCGGCCAAUCCGACGAUAGGCGCUCCAUCAGUGGUUUCCCCAAUGGCGACAGCGGCUGUGGACUACAUCACCACCGACGGAUGCUCGGCAGCUGCGGCAGCCGCCGCGUACAACAUGUAUACCUCGCCUUAUCCAGCUGCGGCUGACCACACGAUGGGCUACAUGGGGCAUUCGAACUUCCAGCACACGCUGUACCCGCCUACGGCUACGGCACUGGAUAACCGGUACCUGGCAACCACGGACAACCUUUUCCACCAGUACCGGCCCCUAGGAACGUACUACCCGGAUUACCAUGCUUCGGCAACAGCAGCUGGAUAUGUGAGCAACGGUUUCCUGGACGCUUCCUCAAGAACCUACGAUCCUGGGGCCACCUAUAGAGCAACUGUCAUGCCUACCGUUGACGAUAAAAUAUACUCUUGUCAACAAGUGGUGGAAAACACGAAAUACCCCACAAGUUAUGUGGUACCAAACUCAACUAAGUGUUUAGAUGUUUCCUGGCCGUAUUCAGUUAGUCCUAGUUCUGGCAUCAUUCAGCCCAUCCAAGUAAUGAGUACCCCACACCACCAAAUAGAAAUCAACCACAAGGAGUACGCUAAGGUAUCGAAACAUCCUUCGGUGGAUGGUAGCCACCACUCAGCUUCGCCUACCGGCAACCAUCUGCUCACCCCGAAAAUGGAAGACAUCAAAUCGGAUGGUAGUUCGAUGGGGAUGCAAUCCAGUCCCCCUCAAGGACAGUCCGUCACUCCGCAGCAUUUUUCACCCGCUGCUCCUGAAAUGCCUAGACAAACUGUCCUCAUGUGGGGAUCGAAUCAUAUGCAACAUCCCUCUCCUGUAUCUUCUACAAGAUCUCCGGUAGACAGUGUUGGCGAGUACGCCCCAAUGCCUCACCCACCUCCCACCACAGACAGCUGCAUGGAGAUCGCCGCCCACCACCAGGAAAUGUGCAAAUGGAGCAGCGAGCCCGCCGAGACCACGCCUCCGGGAGGCGGGAUCGGUAAGCAAGAGGCGGUGAACGUGCAAUCGGAAGGUGGGGCCGGUAGCCCUCACCAACAUCACACCGCACAUCACAACCAGCAUCACAAUUCAGCAUCCAGAGUGGUAAUGGUUCUGUGAUGAACGUAGAACGUGUUUGUAAUUGGUCGAAUCAAGUAUUGUAUUUUGUGGCACAAAUAAUUCGGACACGAUGUCGCUCGAGGUGAUAGUUACCAGAAGGGGAUGAGUUAUACAAUAAUUGAAUGACUUUCUAAUAAGGGGAUAUAUGCCUAAACUUUUAUCCAUGUGAGCAUUCAUGAAAAUUGUUUUUUAAAUCACCGUACAAACCAAAAAAUAAGUUGAUUGAUAAUAGAUUCUGAGACUGCAAUAUCGAUAAGAUGAACACUUCCUAGACAGCUCAUCCAAUCGUUCUAGUAAAUGCAUUAUUUCAAGACAAUUGCCGAUUUUCCAAAUCGCUUUGUUUUGAAAAUACAGACCCCCAAACAACUCAGUUAGUUCUCUAGGGACAGCCUAUCAUUUAUGCAAUAUUGCUGAUUUUUUUACGAUUUUACGACAUCUGUAAUCAUGGCACAACAGUAAUUGUUUUGGAAACACGGAUCCUAUUUUUGAAAAAAUAUACACUUGUCCCUGAUUCAAACAGUCUCCAAUUGCCCAUAAUAUGAUACAGGGUGUAAUUUAAUUGAUGUCUAAAAAUACAGGAUAUGAUUCCUUAGCUCAUUUUAGGAAGAAAAGUACAAAAAAACCUUUUAACUUUUGAGCUACAGGAUGUUGAAAUUUUGAGAAAAAAAUCGUUUUCUUAAAGGCAUUUUUUGAUGUAGAAUAUUUUUAAUUUUUCUACCAGUGGCGUUCGUACGGGUUGUACACUGCAGAUUUUUCAAAAAAUAUGGUACGCCAUUGCUUUAUCUAAAAAUAAAAACAUUUUUGAACUAAUCAUUUAUUUUGCAACAUUCUCCUGGAAUUGUUGAAAGGGUUGAAUCAUUGAACUGAAGCCUGUAUUCUAGCACAAGGAGGAGGACAUUUGCAACAAUUCUUGUGAUAAUUAAAUUAAAUAGUAUAUUAAUAAUAGUUUAUUUGAUCUACAGACAUUGUCAACACUUAUUGCGAACUUGUUUUUUAAUUUUUAUGCAUUCCAAAAUCGCUAAAAUUUCAUGUAGUUUGUAGGUAAGAUGUGUUUUGUUUAAUUUUUAUUCAAGUAAAGUGAAAUAGGCAAAAUGGUGCAUCUGAUGGAAAAAAAUCAAGAGGUCAAAUUUUUUACGAAAUAAAUGAGGAUGUCAAAAUAAUUUUUUUAAAAAGCAGUGGCGUACCAUUUUUUGAAAUCUUCUAUAUAUUUUACAUAAAAAAAUGCCUAUUGGUGCUUAGUAAGUGCAUGU